AAAGGGUAUGAAACUACGUUGAGCAGGCCUGCCAACUCUCACGCAUCUGGCGUGACACUAAUGUUUACAGACUCUCACUCGCAAGAAAUCUUACGGCUAGUCUACAUUUUUCAACUACACACCCAAAAUUAACUACAUCAAAACCGUCGGGGCUGUAUUCAAACCCUACAGAAUACUUACAAGGUAACAGAACUCUUACAUGUAAAGGUGUGUAGACUUGUCUCGAAAUAAAAAUCUCGCGGCAGUCAUUUGACGUAAGUUUGCAGCCCUAGUUAAAGCAUUGCAUAAACUUCCACAAGGUGAUCACCAACACUCCAGGCAUUGCCGGUACGGGUCGAGAGUGUUCAGGUGGGCAGGCUCCCAGGUGAACUUCCUGUUUAGAACAUUGCUGCUCAAUACGUGCACAGUCUGGAAAUGGAGGUCAUUACAGAGCUGUCCAGUCGAGCUGUCCAUAAGUAUGAAGAGCUCAAAGAAGACUGUGAGAGGCAUAAGAUGGAGUGUAAGAGAAUGGAGGAAGAGCGUGACGAGGCUUUACGGAAAUUAAAAGAAUUUCAGAGUGUGUCCCACAUGGUGAUUGAGGAGGUCAGCGCCAUCCAGGAGAACCUGGAGAUUGAGAAGUCUUGCCGGCAGAGUGCCGAAGUGCUGGCCUCCAAGCUGCAUCGGCAGAACCGCUCCUUAAAGAGGAAGAGCAUGCAGCUCCUGGCCCACCUUGGGCCAGAGGUCAUCACCGAGAUCAGCCUGGAGGACGAGGAGGAUGAAGACAAGGAGGCGGAGGAAGGGCAGGAUGGCACGCCAUGCUCCUCUGGCCACUGCAAGAAGAUCAUCACAGAGCUGCAGGACAGACUGCAGAGUAUCCUGGAAGUGAAGACACAAACUGCUGUGCAACUGGAGGUGAUGCGGGAGGCGCUACAGGAGGCCAGGGAGGAGCUGCUGAAGGAGAAACACCAUAAUGCCAUUUUGAUUGGCAAGACACUUCAACAAAAGGAGCUCUUGAACAAGUACAACAGAGUGUCCAUGCUGGCAGUAGAGGAAUAUGAGGCUCUCCAGGGAAACCUGCUGCUGGAGAAGGACCUCAGGGAGGAGGCUGAGAGCUUUGCCCGGGAGAUGCUGGUGGAGCAGAAGAAGCUGAACAGACAAAGUCAGAUCCUAUUCAAGAGCGCCGCUCCCAGCGAGGCUCUGCAGGAAGCCCUGCUGGAGGUGGCCAGGCUGACUCAGGCCCUGGAGCAGGAGAGGAUGGAGCACCAACAGCAGAUGAAGGCUGUCCAAAACGCGCCUCCCAGUAUGGAGCAGAAGGAGGCUUCAGCGCUUUGCCGUCAACUUCAGCUGCUGGAGGAGGAGAAGGCGGAGUGGGAGCAGCGGAGCCGGCAGGCGGAAGAGCAGGCCAAGGACCUCCGCUUUCGAGUGGAGGAGCUUCAAAAGAAGCUGCAGGCAGCAAUUAACCCUAUUCCCACUGCGGCCCCACCCCCUCCCCCUCCGCCACCGCCACCGCCACCCCCACCCCCCCCUCCACCAAAUACAGCCCCAUCGAACCCCCUCAGCUCUUUGCUAUCUCUUCUGCGUAAGAAGAAACAGACAAGCGAUGAAUUUCCUCUUGUUGUCCAGGACUCUGCAAAGAUGGAGACAGAGAAGAAAGAGCCAGACAUCCGGCAGCAGGCUGUUGACGAAAUGAUGCAGCGUAUCAAGAAGGGGAUCCAGCUUCGUCCAGUGCAGCAGGGCUCCAGGAGCAGCAAGCAGCCUAAGGAACAUAAUAUGCCGCCACCCUCUGCAGUUCGGGAACUCAAAGGAAUCCUGGACUCAUUUCGGCGAGCAUCCCUGGUCCCGUGUGCAGCUGGAGUUCGUGUGGGGGCUACACAGUCAGAACUGGAGAUGGCGCUGCAGAGACGCCGGCGGGCAGUCAAUUCCACCCAGGAAAACUCAGGAACCACUUCACACCUGCUGCAGCACACGGUUCACGUGGAAAAGGACAGCAAGUAAACAGACGUACCGGAAGGUGGGGGAAAAAAACAAUGGCUGGCCAAGCCGAGAGCGAUAAGCCAUAUCCCGCAGCAGCCGCGAUACCAUUUACUCACGGGUCUCACCACAGACACUGGAUUCGCCGAUAUGAUGGAAAUAAUGAAAUGUAACAAAUUUCUUAUUAUUCCACGUAAAACAGAUGAUGAUGGUAUGUGUAAUUGACUAAUUUCUGUUUUUAGAAUGUGCUGUUUUGUACAGUAUACAUUUUUUAUGUACCACUAGUGAUUUGGUUUUUACUCUGUUGUAUUGUUUCCAUUAGGUUCUACUUUUUGAAAAUACAGUACUAGGUUGUGUUUCUAACAGUAACUUUAUUUGUACUUGUAUGAAGCAUAUAUAAAAUUGCCGUAGGUGUAAAUAUUGGAAUUACUUUAAGUGACAGAUUACUGGAAUUAUCAGGCAACUGUCUAAUCAUACAUGAACAAUGAGAAAUUUGUUGAGUGUUUCGUAGAUUGUCCUGCUCUCAUGUUCCAAGUGAAUUGGGAAAACCAGUUACCUCUCUUGAACCUGUUGGAGGAAAAAAAGAAAAAAAAAACAUUACAUUGAAAAGACUUAGGAGCGGCACCCUUGUGAAGUGCUGUCAUACAGUUGGGUGUUAUGACUGUAAUGUUUGAAAGCCGAGAGUCUCUCAAGUGACCAUCAUAGUUGAACACACCCCAAAUUAGCAAACGCUCCCCUCCCAGGGCAGUACAGGCCUCGCGUCUGCCUUUGCUGUAGUGCAGAGGUUCAUCCUUUAUUUUAUAUAAAGAUGAACUUCCUUUUCAGGGCCUGUGCAGUGUCCUCGCCCUUUUAUGUGUAAUUAGGUGGCCAAUUAAGAGAGCCAAGGCGCAUCCAGACAGAUCCUUUCCUUAUGAUUCCUGACACAGAGUUCUUUUCAUAGACUAAAAGAGAUGCAUUCUCAGCAACUGGCCAAUUCCUAUCUCUGCACCCUGCGCUUUGUCCACUCGCUUUUCUGCAAACUGAAAGGACAGACACAGAAAAAGCCAUACCCAGUAUUCCCUGCUGGGACAAUUCCUCCUCUAUAGAAAUCAGACGGUUGUAUUUAGUCAGCCUCUCUCCACGACUCAGACCUCCCAGUUUGACAAAAUUAACACCCAGUCCUACAGCCUGAAGGGACAGACACACAAUACAGGGGCUUUUACUGCCACAAAGAACAUGUGUUUAUCCAUCAUGCAUCUGCAAAAUUAAAAGAGGAGUAUCAUUUCUGUUUUUACGAAUGUUUACAAGCUAUACUCUAGUGGUAUCACAAACCCUUUAGCUUUGCAUAUUGCAGCAGAGUAAAAGUAUGUUUUUUAUUGUGUUACAGACAGAUUAGAGAAUCACAUCCUGAAAAACCUCCAUGAAAUGUACAAUAAACAGCAGUUAUAUUAAAGUUCAUCCUUCCGGUUUAAACAAAUUUUAAGAUC
Messenger RNA from Paramormyrops kingsleyae, 3416 nucleotides. RefSeq names its product shootin 1 (gene shtn1). Gene Ontology annotation, cellular component: cytoplasm; cell leading edge; axonal growth cone. Lineage: Eukaryota; Metazoa; Chordata; Actinopteri; Osteoglossiformes; Mormyridae. Gene Ontology annotation, biological process: neuron projection morphogenesis; positive regulation of neuron migration. The record is from RefSeq and is a predicted model, not a curated record. Gene Ontology annotation, molecular function: actin binding.